CGGCUGAUGCAGAAUCAGUCGACAAACAACCCAGGAGCCAGCAUCUCGCUGUCCAGACUGAACCUGAAGGACUUCAGGGACAACGCAGAGCAGCAGCACAUCGCCGCCCAGCAGAAAGCUGCCCUGCAGCAUGCACACGCCCACUCGUCCGGCUUCUUCAUCACUCAGGACUCUUCGUUCGGGAACCUCAUCCUCCCCGUGCUUCCACGCCUGGAGCCCGACUCGUGACCUUUCCAGAACAAUCCUCACCCUUCGCUUUCUCUUCUCUUCUUGUCUUUUCUUUUCUUACAGUGAUUAACUGGUGAUCAGGAAAAAAAACCUUGUGGUUUGGUCUCGUCUGAAUUCAGUCCAUGAAUUUAAUUUGCACAUCACACCGUCAGGAUGUGACAUCAUGCAUGAUUUUAAAAAAAGCUGUUUGUGUGGAGUCAGAGGUUCAGCAGACACAAACUCUGGCCUACAAAUAAUUUUCAUGUGGUCGAUGUGACGUAAACAAAAAAAAACAAGAAUGUGAUUUUUUUUUUAAUUAUCAUGGGUCUUAAAACUAUGUGGUAUUUCACAGAAAAUUUUUACAAAAUCAUGAGAAUAAAAGAAAACGGAAUUUUUUAAAAAUAAAAGUAUCCAACAUUUGAAUAGAAAUGACACAAAAUACUUUUCAUAUCAAGAUCAAAAACACUGCCAGAGAAAGUGUGUGUGAGUUUAUUAACGAGUUUUUCUCAUAAACACAGAGAACAAAAUGACAGGAAACACUUUAAACUGCAACUUCACUGCAUAAACAACAAGAACAAACAUGAAAAUAAUAUCAGGCAAACGAGAGUCAGGCAAGGCGUGCUUCACACACACACACACACACACACACACACACACACUCUCCCCACAUGGAAAUCUGGGUGUAUUGUUGUGCCUCCACUUUUCAACCCAUUUACAAAGACAAAAGUUUGUAAGAUAGAAUUAAUAUUUGAUUAAAUAUUUUCAGUCUAAAACCAAAAAAAAUGUAUAUUUUUUUAAACUUAAGACUAAAGCAGCGCAUCGCAAAUUUCUGAAAAUUUUAAACGUUGCAUUUCGAUGUUAAGAUGCUCAUAAAUAUUUUUUUCGCCUAUAUUUGACUCUUUCAGUGUGGCAGUGAAAUAUUCUGCAGGUUUUGCCAAAUGAGGCGACUGUCAGCAUCUCUAAUAUGAUUUCAAACAAACAAACAAACAAACACAAACUGUAAACAAGAGGCCCUCCUGGAAAUUUAUCUUGGAACGGAUUAGCAAAGGAGAUUUAUAGGAAAAACGGCAGAGUUGUCAGGUUUUAUGUCAGUUUGUUAUCAAUGUGAGCUGAUUUUUUUUUUUUUUUUUUAUGAUUCAGGAUGUGUUUUAUCUUUGUCGGAGAAAACAAACUGGCCUCAGAUAUCGUCUGUUCUUUAUUUGGUCAACGAAAACAUCUCACAUGGCUUUCCAUGAAAAAGUGUAUAGUUUUGUUGUACAUUUGUAAGUUACUUGUAUUGUUAUUAGUGCUAUAAAACUAUUAAAUUUAGUUUUACAUGAA
Myripristis murdjan (pinecone soldierfish) is the source of this 1527-nucleotide messenger RNA. Its product is annotated as SOSS complex subunit C-like. The transcript has 3 exons. The record is from RefSeq and is a predicted model, not a curated record. NCBI's taxonomy places the organism in Eukaryota, Metazoa, Chordata, Actinopteri, Holocentriformes, Holocentridae. Gene Ontology annotation, cellular component: SOSS complex; nucleoplasm; nucleus. Gene Ontology annotation, biological process: DNA repair. Bases 7 to 228 code for a protein of 73 amino acids.